This is a messenger RNA of Parnassius apollo (apollo), 2679 nucleotides long. NCBI's taxonomy places the organism in Eukaryota, Metazoa, Arthropoda, Insecta, Lepidoptera, Papilionidae. The record is from the annotation of a GenBank genome assembly.
AUGGCAGUAUCGCAUCAGUGGUUCAUUCAGUGGUCGUCACCAUCGAUAAUUUUCACGGACAUCACUCAGCGUUACAACGAAGUGAACCAGGGAUGGAACAAUUACGAUGCAAGACACAUCAACGUCUUGGAAGCACUGGCGGGAAAUCGAGAAGAAUAUUUUGCCACCCAACGAAGUUCUAAUAAUAAUAAUUGUGAAACGAAAGGAACCAGUGCCAAAUUAAACAGUGAACGCAUAAGGAACGUUAACGAUAGAACUAAAACAGCAGCUUUGACAAUAUGGAUGGCUGUGAUGGGGCUGACGCGGCCGCAAUCAGUGCCCGCUGACAACGACACGCCUCCCUUUAGUACACUCUACAAGUGGAAGACGAUCGACUUUGAGUUCCCGAGCUUGCAUCACCGACGACAAGCUCUUCUUACAGGGAGUUAUAUCCCUUCGAACGUAUUACCACUUGGUCUGGAGGUGUGGGGUUCAAGAGUAUGGGUGACGCUACCCAGCUGGCGAAAAGGAGUGCCAGCCACGCUCGCGACUGUGCCUCGCGGUGGAGGUCUGGCAUCACCGCUCCUUAAACCAUACCCGGACUGGAAUUAUCAUCGAGCUUUUAACGACGACAAUAACUGUUCGGGGCUGACAUCCGUAUUCCGCGUGAACGCUGACGAAUGUGGAAGACUGUGGAUACUUGACUCUGGGCAAAUAAACAUUCAAGAAAAUCCAAAACAAAUAUGUCCACCCAGCAUAGUAGUGUUCGACCUUCAAACAGACUCUAUGAUUGCGAGGUAUCCCAUUCCCGAAGAAUAUGUUCUUCAAGAUUCUUUAUUUUCUAACAUCAUAGUUGACAGUAGAUUAGAAGACUGUUCAGACAUGCAUCUAUAUAUAGCUGAUACUUGGCGAUUUGGUCUUUUGGUCUUCAGAUUACGUGAUCAACAGUUUUGGCGAUUUUCUCACCACCUGUUCUACCCAGAUCCUUUGGCUUCCAAUUAUACAUUGCACGGACUUAACUUUCAGUGGGCAGACGGUAUCUUUGGGUUAGCUUUAACACCUGUUGAUCAAUAUCAAGAACGAAUAUUAUACUUUCAUUCCUUGUCGAGUUAUAGAGAAUUUUAUGUACAUACAAACGUUCUUCGCGAACCUUCUAGAGUAAACGACAGUGCAACGGAAUUUAAUCUAGUCGGAGAAAGCAGGGGAUUAUUCGGGCAAUCAUCGGCGUCGGCCAUCGACAGGCGAGGAGUUAUGUUUUACGGCUUAGUGACAAGGGACAGUAUUGGAUGUUGGGACACGAGGAAACCCUAUUAUAAAAGAACUAUGGGAACUGUGGCUACGAAUACAGAGACUCUUGUGUUCCCUAACGAUAUCAAAGUAGACCAGGAAAAGCGUCAAAAUGUAUGGGUCAUAUCGAACAGGCUACCGAUGUUCCAAACAGAGAGCUUGAGUGAUGAUGACUACAACUAUCGGAUUAUGUUUGCGGACACCAUGGAGGCAGUGCAGGGUGUGGAGUGGACGCGCUCACCUUCUGAUAUCCGAAGAUGCGGUUACUAUUGGGCAUGGAAACAGAUCGAUUUUAAAUAUCCCACUAAUGAGGAACGUCUGGCGGCGAUUGCUACCGGGCUCUUCAAUCAGACUAAUGUGAUACCUCUUGGUAUCGAAAGAUGGAAGGGAAGAAUCUUUGUUAGUACUCCAAAAUGGAAAAGAGGCGUACCAGCAACAUUAUCAGCGUUACCAACGGCAGCGGUGGAGGAAUCGCCGCCGCUUGAACCUUAUCCCAACUGGCAAUGGCAUAACGCAGGUAACUGUACAGGGCUCACAUCAGUAUUUCGCAUGAGUGUAGAUCACUGCGGUAUUAUGUGGGUGUUGGAUUCAGGGCAGGUUGAGGCCUUUGAAACACCGCGACAACUCUGCCCACCGUCAUUAGUCGCAAUUGACUUAGAAACUGAUACUGUUCUGGCAAGAUAUCCAAUACCAGAGGAAUUCGUUCUUCAGAAUUCAUUGAUUACCAAUAUCGUAGUAGAUUCAAGAGACGCACGGUGUAGAGACCUCCACGUAUAUAUUGCUGAUGCCUGGCGGUUUGGACUCAUUGUAUUUAGACAAUCCGAUGCAAUGUUUUGGAGAUUCAGUCACUACACAUUCUACCCAGAGCCUUUGCUUUCUAAUUAUACGUUGCAUGGAUUAAAUUAUCAAUGGUCAGAUGGAUUGUUCGGUAUGUCCUUAGGCAAGUUUCACCUUGGCGAACGACCUCUGUAUUAUCAUGCUAUGUCCAGUUCUUUAGAGUUUGUUGUAAAUACAUCUGUAAUACGAGAUCCUACUCGUGUUAAUGACGCUGUGGCCGAGUUUAAACUUCUCGGUGACAGCCGAGGGCCUUACGGCCAGGUGUCUGCAGCGGCAAUCGACCGCAACGGUGUUAUGUUCUACAAUCUAAUUUCCUACGACAGUAUCGGAUGUUGGAACACGUGUACCGAUUAUAGAGAUAAAAAUCGUGACAUUGUGGCACAAAACUCUAGAACGUUGGUCUUCCCUAAUGAUUUACGAAUAGAUCAUGAAGUACCGCAGUUUGUAUGGAUUAUAUCAAACAGACUACCGAUGUAUCAAUUUAAUUUAAUAGAUCCGAAUGAAUACAACUAUCGUGUUCUAUAUUUAGAUCCUGUUAAAGCCGUUGAAAAUACAGUUUGUCAAUAUACAUGUUAA